Aspergillus aculeatus ATCC 16872 is the source of this 768-nucleotide messenger RNA. RefSeq lists its product as uncharacterized. Lineage: Eukaryota; Fungi; Ascomycota; Eurotiomycetes; Eurotiales; Aspergillaceae. The record is from RefSeq and is a predicted model, not a curated record. The coding region runs from base 1 to 768 and encodes 255 amino acids. The transcript has 2 exons.
AUGGACGACAUUCGACGCUUCAUGUAUGGAGGACUCGGACCGCCGACGCUCUUGACGAGCCACAUUGAACGAACGCACCCGGGCGCUUCAUUAUCCGAGAAUGCCAUUGAUUCAUUGUGGAAAUGCUUCUAUUUCUUCGCUCACCAUCCGUUUCCAUGCGAGUCGACCGACAAGACAGCCAACGAGAGCGUUGACGCAGAUGCCUUUCACCGAGCAGUAGCCUUGCUCGCGCACCAAGGUCCUAAGCUGUUGGUAGCACAAGAGGCAGGAUAUUACUUUUGGCGACAUGAUGAGACGUUCUUGCACAGAGCUGAUUGCGCAAGGGUGCUGAGAAGUAUCGGUCAUUUGGAGAGCACCCAGGUUUUGUCCGCUUUCGAGCCACCAAAUCAUUCCCAGUCUGCUUUGGACGAUAUUAUGGAUGUGCUGGCUACGACACAGCCAUAUUCUGUGAAUCUAGCACCGUCACCGACUCACCUGGAAGCGGUUGCCAGGAGGCUUUUGGCUGAGGGUCUCACCAUCACAACAUACCGCCUCAGCCAGACAGAGCUCUCGACCUUUUUAGUCUUACUUCUCCGGCUGGGGGUUUCAAAUGAUAAAUGGGGCCGGAAUUAUUACUUUGGGUCCUUCGCGGACGAGAACCCGGUGGAUGAAGUGUUGGCCAACGCGAUGGCUGCCAGACUCAUCGGCAGUGAUGAGGUAGAUUUUGACAAGGCUUUGGAAAUGAAGAUGGAUGCAUUGGUAAGAAGCCUCUACACAUCCGUCAACUAA